Messenger RNA from Parathielavia appendiculata, 1662 nucleotides. RefSeq lists its product as uncharacterized. The coding region runs from base 1 to 1662 and encodes 553 amino acids. NCBI's taxonomy places the organism in Eukaryota, Fungi, Ascomycota, Sordariomycetes, Sordariales, Chaetomiaceae. The record is from RefSeq and is a predicted model, not a curated record. The transcript is spliced from 3 exons.
AUGGGUUUUCACUUGCUCCUUGGAGCUGCCUUCUUUGGCGCCUCUGUCCAAGCCUAUGCCUUUCCCAGUCCGCGGCCGACCGACCCCUAUGAGGCUCUCCCAUUCAAUGGCUGGUCUCCGAGGCCAACACCAGCGCCCGAUGCCCAUCUGCUGCUUGGACGCCGGAUCAACCUUCCCGAGACCUAUCUGGUAGCGCCGGAUAACACCUGCGGCUUCAUCAACGGCAAUCCAAAAUCGGCCUAUGAAUGCCCUGACGAUGACAUGCAAUGUGUCUUCAUCCCGACCUCGGGCAAGGUGCCCGGCGCCGCUGGCUGCUGCAAGGACGACGCUUGCGAUUUUCGCAUCUCCUGCGUCGAAAAGGCCGACAUCAAGGACUGUGACAAGGCCUGUCAAGCAGACGCGUUGACUUUGAAAUGUACCGGCGCUGCCCGAUUUUGCGGCACUGUCGCCUUUCCCGGGGGGGUCACCGACUACUACUGCAGCACGAAGGAGGCAAAGAGUGCCCUGACAGCCCAGACAACUGCCAGCGGUGGCAAGAGCAGGAGUAUGUCGACGGUCAAACCAACUAGCAGCUCGACAUCUAAGAAGUCUAGCACUUCGAGCACGUCGAGCUCCUCCUCCUCGUCGUUGUCUGCUUCGUCCUCAUCAUCCACAUCGUCCGGGACAUCGUCGUCCAGCACCCAGUCGACCUCUACGCCCGCAACUGACACUGCCGCCGCCAGCGCAGCAACAUCUUCAGCGGCACCAGCGACCUCGGAUGCGCCAUCCACCCCUACCGGCGCUAUCAUCGGAGGCGCUGUCGGAGGUGUCGCUGUCAUCGCUCUGAUCAUCUUCGGCGCAGUCUUCCUUCGCCAAAACAGAAAGAAGUACGCCGGCAUGGACGACCUGCCGCCUCCCCAGCCCUUCAUGGCCGAGCCAUCACUAGCAACUGCUCAACCGCCCACGGCCUCCUCGGGCAUGUCGUAUGCGCCGUCGUCCCACAGCCUGUCCUCCGCAUCCGCCACCCCAGCACAAAUGUACGCCGCCCCCGCAACAGCUGCCGCCGGCGCGGGCGCCGGGGCCGCAGCCUCUUUUGCCUCCUACCACAACCACCAUAACAACCUGCAACCCAACGCCUACCCUGAACCCAGCCCCAUGACCACCCCCUCAGGCAGCCCAGGACCGCAUUACCCCCACCAACCGCACGCCCCGCAACCGCUCCCGCCGCCGUCCUACUACCACGCCCACAAUUACAACUCUCCGGGACAAUCACCAGACGGCGACGACGGAAUUGCAAGCGCAACGGGCCAGCCACCGAACCGCAGCGACAGCUCAACGCCCGUGUCGACAUACAACGGCACCAUCCCCGUGAGCCCGGCAUCUGCCCUGGGGCCGAUGCCUGGGGAACACCAGCAGCAGCAACAGUCUGCCGGAGGAGGCGGGGUGAUGGGCGGCGUACCGCUUGCGUUGCAGCCAGGGAUGGGGUACAGACCGUAUAGUCCUGGCGGCUCGUCGGCUGUGACUGCAGCGAGUUCGGCGUCGUCGGAAGUUGGGAGUAGCGGCGGGAAGGUGGUGAGGUCUGUUUCUGGGUCGCAGCCGCCUGCGGAGCAGGGGUUGGGGAUCAGGGGGAUGGAUGGGCUUGGCCCAGCCGGUGGGAAGGGCGGCGCUGUUGAGUUGCCUUGA